UGAAUCGAAUCUUUCCAAGUGGCAACAGUUCUUUGUUUCUUAUAAUUUACACACAUUCACUCUACAACUACAAUGUAGUUUCUCCCAUCCUCAUACAAUACAUCACACAGCCAUGAACGGUGGAGACGGUCCUUCUAGCUAUGCUCGCAACUCCUCCUAUCAGAGGGGAGCCAUUGACGCUGCUGAAGCACUCCUUAGGAAGGAGAUCCAGAAGCGUCUCGACCUCACCAACCAUACAUUCUCUACAUUCACCAUCGCUGACUUUGGAUGUUCCUCUGGCCCCAACACCCUUCUUGCUGUAGACAUCAUCAUUCAAGCUCUCCUCCACAAGUUCAGAUCCUCUACGGCUAAUGUUAAAACCCCUGAGUUUCAAGUCUUCUUCAACGACCUCUCGCACACUGAUUUUAAUGCACUCUUUGCUUUGCUCCCUCCUCAGAGUCAACGCCCCUACUUCUUGGCAGGGGUCCCUGGCUCUUUUUAUGGAAACUUGUUUCCCAAGGCAUCUCUCAACUUGGCCUAUUCCUCUUGUGCUCUCUGUUGGCUCUCCGACGUGCCACCAGAGCUAAGUGACACAACCUCUCCUGCUUACAACGGAGGCAGGAUUCAUUACACAGGAGCAUCAGCAGAGGUUGCACAGGCCUACUCUCGUCAGUACAAAAAGGAUGUCAAGUCUUUCCUUGUUGCAAGAUCACGGGAGCUCGCAGAAGACGGGCUGAUGGCAUUGAUUGUGCCCGGUGUACCAGAUGGGUUUCUCGAUUCUCAGGCUUCAACGGGAUCCGAGUUCGAUCUCGUGGGCUCAUGCCUCAUGGACAUGGCCAGAGAGGGACGAAUCAAGGAGGAGGAUGUAGACAGUUUCAACCUGCCUAUCUAUUACACAACUCCAAAGGAACUGGAAGAGAUCAUCAGAAGCGACGGGGAGCUCAAAAUCGAGAAGAUGGGGACACUGGAUGGUGUGGACGCACACGACACCAUGCCUGACCUUGAAUCGAGGGUCCUGUACCUCAGAGCGGUCCUGGAACGUCUCAUUCGCACCCACUUUGGCCACCAAAUCCUUGACGAGCUGUUUGACCGCUACUCUCUCAAACUUUCUCAGUCCUCUUUCUUCCUCUAUCCUCAAACCCACAAAUCCAUCAUGAUCUUUACCUUUCUCACUCGCCUUAGUUACAUUUGAUACAUGUUCUCCAAUUUCAACUAAUAAUAAGCAAGGGUUUACCUU
Messenger RNA from Brassica oleracea var. oleracea, 1216 nucleotides. RefSeq names its product probable S-adenosylmethionine-dependent methyltransferase At5g38780. The transcript is spliced from 4 exons. The coding region runs from base 113 to 1171 and encodes 352 amino acids. Gene Ontology annotation, molecular function: S-adenosylmethionine-dependent methyltransferase activity. The record is from RefSeq and is a predicted model, not a curated record. Gene Ontology annotation, biological process: methylation. NCBI's taxonomy places the organism in Eukaryota, Viridiplantae, Streptophyta, Magnoliopsida, Brassicales, Brassicaceae.